AUGCAAUACGAUGAUAAACCAAAGGACGAAUGCGGUGUAUUCGGCGUUUUCGGCCAUCCAAAAGCGGUAGAAUUGACGUAUUUAGGGUUACGCGCCCUUCAGCAUCGGGGUCAAGAAAGUAGCGGUAUUGUUGCAUCAGACGGAGAGAAGUUCACAUACCAUCACGGUAUGGGCCUUGUUCACUCUGUCUUCACGGCUGAUGCUUUAGCGAAACUGAAAGGGCAUAUCGCUAUCGGACACAAUCGGUAUUCAACGGCAGGGGCAAGCACGCUUGAAAACGCGCAACCUCUGGUUCGGAACUACAAGCAAGGUCCCCUCGCGCUUGGUCACAAUGGCAACCUUGUCAAUGCGGUGCAAAUUCGGAAUCAUUUAGAGAAUGCCGGUUCCAUCUUUAGCACGAGCUUAGAUACUGAAGUUAUUUUCCACUUGAUAGCGCACUCGCGGAAGGAGGCGUUGGAAUAUAGAAUUAUUGACGCGCUGCGAAGUAUUGAGGGUGCGUAUUCGUUUGUAUGCAUGGAUAAAAACACGCUGAUAGGCGCACGCGAUGCCCACGGAUUUCGACCUCUCUGGCUCGGUAAGCUUGGUAACGCAUACGUGUUAACUUCCGAGACGUGCGCGCUUGAUGUGAUUGAAGCGGAACCAAUACGUGAGGUAGAGCCAGGGGAGUUAAUAUUUACACGUUCCAACUAUCGCGGUGUAGAGUCGUUUCGUUUUCAUAAGAGACAAUCGCAAUUAUCGCAGUGCAUCUUUGAAUAUAUCUACUUGGCGCGACCCGAUAGCAUGAUGUUUGGGCAAAGCGUGAACAACACGCGCCGCGAAUUUGGCAGACAGCUCGCCCGCGAACACCCUGUCAAAGCAGAUGUUGUUAUCCCAGUGCCUGAUUCUGCAACGAUCGCCGCUCUUGGAUACGCCGAGGAAUCUGGCAUUCCCUUCGAUUUAGGGCUGUCUCGGAACACUUUUGUCGGUCGCUCCUUCAUGAACCCGACGCAGGAUAUCCGAGAACUGAUGGUGAAGAUAAAAUUGAACCCCGUGCGCGAUGUGCUACGUGAUAAACGAGUCAUCCUCGUAGACGACUCAAUCAUGCGGGGGACAAACAGCAGGAAACUCAUCAAAAUCGUUCGGCAAGGCGGCGCGACAGCCGUCCAUCUCCGCAUUGCAUCCCCACCGAAUAAAUUCUCAUGCUUCUAUGGUGUGGACACACCGACCCGUAGUGAGUUAAUCGCGAGUUCACAUACAAUUGAGGAAAUCCGCAAAUAUAGCCGCGCUGACAGUCUCGGUUAUUUGAGUAUCGAGGGACUGCUCAAUUCAGUAGAAACACCUCAGGAUUUUUGUACCACCUGUUUUGAUGGAAAAUAUCCGAUUCCGUUUGUGGAGGAAUCUUCACAACAACUCCCCUUAAUCGUGGAUUGA
Messenger RNA from Geodia barretti, 1410 nucleotides. The record is from the annotation of a GenBank genome assembly. Lineage: Eukaryota; Metazoa; Porifera; Demospongiae; Tetractinellida; Geodiidae.